AUGAAAGAGAACAACUCAAACACAAACACAAACACAAACACCAUGACUCAACAAUCCUCUACUAAACCACAUGAUCAAAUGGAUCUUGAAUUCAAGAAACCUCGUCAACUCAAAGACAACAAUCUUAAGGAGCACACAAACAUGGAUGUAACAAUAGGGACAUUAGUUGUUGAGGCUGAGGAGGAAAGUGGGAGAGAGAAGCUGAAGAGGCAUAGAGUUGAGAUGGCUGGAAGAGUAUGGAUUCCAGAUAUAUGGGGACAAGAGGAGUUUUUGAAGGAUUGGAUAGAUUGUACAACGUUUGAUCCUCCUUUGAUUUCUUCUGCCAAAAUUGUGACAGCACGAACAGCUUUGGUUCAAGAAGCCACUGCUGCUACAGCUAGGUGUUAG
This is a messenger RNA of Vicia faba (fava bean), 387 nucleotides long. The record is from the annotation of a GenBank genome assembly. Lineage: Eukaryota; Viridiplantae; Streptophyta; Magnoliopsida; Fabales; Fabaceae.